This is a messenger RNA of Xenopus laevis (African clawed frog), 1416 nucleotides long. RefSeq lists its product as uncharacterized. The coding region runs from base 246 to 929 and encodes 227 amino acids. The record is from RefSeq and is a predicted model, not a curated record. Lineage: Eukaryota; Metazoa; Chordata; Amphibia; Anura; Pipidae. The transcript has 3 exons.
CCCUUUCCCUCCCCCUGGACACAUACAAAGGGAACAAAGGGAGAGAUACCUGGUGGCGGGAAAAAAGGGGGCGGGCUGGGGGAGGUAAAGGGGGCUGGGGCAGAGAAGGGACAGAUGCUUAAGGAGGAAACCAAGCCAGGAGCAGCAGACUAAUUUUUGUUUUUGUUUCAGGCAGAUCUCUAAGAGCUGUGCGGCAAGAACUCACCAGGAAAUCUGCAGCUGGAAGAGAUCCGGUCAUCGCUGAGAUGGAGGCGAAUGCUGCCCAAGGGGUGGAAAUCGGAGCGACGAAGAGGAAAGCCCUGAUGCCCAGGAGGUUCCGGGAAGAGACAGAAAGCUCGGCAGGGGACAUUGCUAGGCCCAAGAAGAGGGUAAGUUGUUCCCUGCAGGUCAGGAGUCGGUCAGCGAGCGGUGGAUGCGGCAGAAGAGACGGCGUCGUCAGCGAAGAGGAGGAAGCAUCGCGAGAACGAGAACCGGAUCAAGAUGACGUCACUUUCGGGUCGACGAACAGCGCUGGACCGGCGGUGCGAAAAAGGAAGAAGUUUGGAGGCGCACAGAGGAUCGGGGAGCAGCACAACAAGGAGCAUCCAAGGAAGAGGCAAUGGUAUAACCAGAGGAUACCUGGAUGGGCAGUGGGACAGGAGUUUCCAUAUUGGGAUGGUUAUCGGGUGCCGAGUCUCCAGUUUAGAAACAGGGAGGAAGAGGAGAGCUGGUUGCAGUGGAGGAAAGAAAGAACGCAAAGACAAGAGGAGGAGGCAGGCCCAUCAACAAGGAGGGAAAAAGAAGCCUAUCCAACAAAUACAAGGGUGCAGGAAAAGCAGAAAGAGGAUACAAGCACACAGAGACCAAUCGUGGCAACCUCUGCAAAGGAGGCACCUAUGGGUGGAUGGAGGCUAAGAAGGUGCUCCAGGGUCUUCGGACCGAUCGCCUAGAUGGGGUCAGGAAGGAAUUUUCCCCUGCGGUGCUAAUUGGAAACAAACACCGAAGGGUUUUUUCGCCUUCCUCUGGGGCAUUAUUAUAUGUGAAGUCAAAGGUACUCCCUGAAAUCAGCUGCGGCUACAAAUGUGUGGGGGUCAGCGGCAGUGCGGCUCCAGGAGAAAAGACGGUUACAGUGCAGGCCUACCCUUUGGAGAGUCACUAGUGUGGAGCAGACUUUGACUGCACGGUCUUGUCUGAGUCAUGCAAGGGGCUGGGGUUAGCGCCAGUUAUGCACACGGUUGGGAGCAGGAGGAUGGGCGACUGAUUGGUCACAGAGGGCGCUUGGCCCCAUGAUCCCUGCUCCCUGUGGUUGUCUAUUACGGUGUGGGCACAAUGCCCAGGUUGGUGAUAGGAGCCGCAGCUGGGGGUCAGGGGGUACCUAGUCCUUUUAGCAAAAAGUAAUAAAUAAAGAAAGUGACUUCCACACAUAUUUUGCACCAA